AUGGACUCUUACACAACUCCAACACCAGUUUCACCAAAUUCGCGUUCAGUAACUGCCAAUAGUUCACCAUACACGACUUAUACCCGUCACCAUCGAAAGCGUAUCAGCGCCCUGCGACUUUCUUCUGAUACUACCUCUACAUUACCGGAAUACAUACCGACAAAUCCGAAUAUACCUUCUGUCGCACACUGGCGAACAGUUCCCGAGGCAACAGAAAUCGACGACGCACCUCCAGGAUACUCAUCCGACAGUGCCCAAGAGGCUGACGAGGAUACUGACCUCAGUGACGAGGACAGAAGGAGGCAGAUUCAGCGUUCCGUGUUUGCUACUGUUGGAAUUAAUAGUGCCCCCGCUACCGCUACAACCUUCACCUCAUCACCAUCGCUCCGCCCAAGUCGUCCCAAACGAGAACUAUCCCACAGGCGAAAACGUUCUAAUCCUACCCUCAGCCUGGAUCCUAUCCAGUCCAACUCCGAUCUAUAUCUAGAUUCUCUUCUUGAACGCAGUGUACACGCGUUGGAAAUGUCAAAUGUCCUACUACAAAGUUCCAUGUCAACGAAAACGUCAUUAUCUGGUAUCCUUCACCAAGAAACUGAUGAAGACGAACCCAUGGUGCCGUCCUCGGCUAUGCGACCGUCGACUUCGCGUUCAGUGGCUGGAUCUGGGAUGAACUCUCUAGAACGUAGUGCUCGAGGGCUCUCAGCUCGAAUCAUGGGCGGCGGAUAUGUUCAUGAGACAUGGAUAGAGGAUCUGGAACAAAUAGGGAAGGAUGUCGAUCAGCUGUUUUCCGAAGAAGCGCAGAAGGAGCGAAGACAGCGUAACCGGACGAGGCGAAAUGCUUCUCAGUCUGGGUCUUCACAAGGCAGCAUUAGCUCAUCGCUUCCAGUUGUCUCCUCUACUCCACUUCAGUCGUAUAAUAAAUUUGAUAGAGACCGGAUCGCCCACUCUAGCGGUACCUCUCCGCAGCAACACUCUAAUCACGUCAACCGAAGGACUUUGGUAGACCUGCGCUCCCACUCACAAACGCGUUCUUUUUCGAACCCACAUCGUCCUGAGCAUUUAGAAUCUUUGAAACGGCAUGAUGCCAUGGCUGGGGUACCUCACCUUAGGUAUGAUGUGCAGGAUCGAGAGCGAUUUAUUUCGCAACCACCCAGGGCGUUGACUCAGUAUGUUGUCGUCAAAGGCGAUCUUACACAUGGCCACGAAGAGGAAAACAGUUUUCAGCAUCAUCAACAUCAUCGAAGGAAUUCAAGUAGGGGUCUCAAUGGCGAUGGAAACGACAACAACUCUGACAACGGAUGGCAGGAGGGUCCCAUUGGUAAGGAAACGGAGCUGCGAAAAAACGAUGAGGAUGAACCUAUCGUACUUCCCUCGACACUCGGGCUGAGAAGCCUAGGGACACAUAGCACUAUUCGAAGGAAUAAGCAGUUGUUGUCGCGCUCUCGGUCCCCGUCUCCUGAACGAAGUGCGUCGCGCUUUGUCCACCACCAUGAUGAUCAGCUAUCAACCCCAGUCACUAUAUCUACUCCCACCAUAGUCCUUGAUCCUUCGUCUUCCCUGCCUUCGCACCCUUCACUUCCUACUCGAGCUCCUAACGCCUACAACAUGCUAUCUUCAUUUGUCUACCCUGCUUCAUCUUCAUCCUCCAAUUUAACACCCAAACGUUCGGACUCAUCGUCAUCCAACUCUCGCCCCAAGGGCAAAACUUCACCUUUUGCAUCUCCCUGGGCAUCCAGACGUAGUUCAGUAAAUUCUACGGUGGCUGAAAGACCUUCGUUCGGGGCUACAUCCGGGACCAAUGGUCAUGAGAAUUUCGCAAGGAGACGUCACUCGACGUCGCCUGCUGCAUCCAUGAUGUCGAAUAGAACUACAUGUACAACAAGAUCCGGAGGCUCUGGAUCUAGUAGUACGGUUACUGCCGGCUCUGGUUCAAGGUCAAGGUCACAGACACCAAAACCACUGGAAUCUGGACCCGUAGUGACAAGCUCAGGAAGACGGCAUAUGACUCCGCCUCUGGAGGUUUCUAGCAAUUCCGGUUCUGGAGGCGAGGGUAACUGUUCAGAGCGAAGAGAUGGAAGCGAAGGUUCUUCAGAUUCGUGUCCUACAAAGCAAACCAUUCUCUCACUCCGAAAGAUCCUUGACACCCACAGUCCUCCCGAGAAACUUUCCUCAGACGAUUGGACUCUAAUUUCUAAACCUCCCCUCCUCUUACAGCAAUCUUCGAAGGCCGGCGUUCCCGUAGAGGCUGGUACAUCCAAUGCCACAGCUUCAAUAUCCAAACUGUUUACUCGAGGUGUCCACUCACAUGAAGGAAGUGUCACUCGACGGUUCGAUGAACAACGGCAGUCCAGUUUCAAGGGGAAGGGGAAGGCGACUUCUACUGAUAGCGCAGCUUCCUCUGCGCCUUCGACACCAAUUACAACGAGUCGCGUUCCCACUCUUACUCCCAAUAAGAUGAGCUUCGAUAAUAUACCCAAACUCCUUGGCACUAGCGUCGCUCUUGCACUUGGCGCCUCAUCUCCGUUAUCAUCUACACCAUCUUCCGGGGCCUCGACGCCUGCUACACCCAGUCAUCUGAAAAGAAUAAGUUUUGCCGAACUACCGGAGGGAACGCAGGGGACAGGUUCAAAUCGGAAGAGCAGGAAGCGCAAGGGGAAGCAGAAGGCUUCUGGUAGUCGCCUCAGUAAUGGGGGAGCAUCUUACACAAAACAGAGCGGGAGCGACGACGAAGGGGAUGAACCGAGGGGGUGGUUGCGAUGGUUGAUCAAUGCUGCAGGUGCCGACAGUGGCCGUCCGGAUAAGAUUGAUGAACGUUUAGGUAAAGGUUGGGGUUCUGCUUCAAGAGGCCCUGGAUAUGGCGGAAUGGAUGAGUGGGGUAUAUGA
Molecule: messenger RNA, 2883 nt
Organism: Lentinula edodes (shiitake mushroom)
Lineage: Eukaryota; Fungi; Basidiomycota; Agaricomycetes; Agaricales; Omphalotaceae
Exons: 1
Coding region: 1-2883 (960 amino acids)
Source: RefSeq, a predicted model, not a curated record